UGAAUUCUCUUCUAUAACUGAAAAGCGUGUAUUACUCGUAAUUUAUCAAAUAUCUUAAAAAAGAAGUUGUUUGUGCGAAAAAACACAGUAUUAUAUAUCAAAUUAGUAUAAUAUAAAGUAUAACAUAAAGAAGGAAACAUAAAUUACGUUUUUGUGCAAUUUAAGCGAUAUUAAGAUACUUGUUAUAAAUAGAGAAACAUGUUUAUUUGAUGAUUAUUACGAUAUUAUUAUUAGCCAUAGUGAUAAUAGCUAGACUUUAGGAUAUAUUUAAAUAUAGAUGCCAUGGCUUUUGAAGACGAAAGAAGCGACUCGGAAGAAGAACAAGAUAAGUCUAGAAGUGCUACUCCGGAUUCACAAAAGUCAGGUAGUAAUAUAGCAAGAAGCAGAUCGAAAUCAAAUUCUGCUAGUCCCAAAUCUUCAGCAGCUAGAUCUAAUCUGUCAUCCCCAAUACGGAAUGGAUCGCCAGCUUCUGUUCGUUCCAAUGCAAGCUCUAGAAAAUCUUAUUCUAGAUCACCAUCCAGAUCACCUUCACCAAGCAGAUCUAUUUCACCAGCGGGAAAUAGAAAAAGCACAUCAAGAUCACGCUCUAAAUCUCAUUCUCCUGCACUUAGAGAAACGAGAAAUAGCUCACAGUCACCAACGCAUUCGCAUCACUCUGCAAAAUCAGGUUCAAGAUCUCGAAGUUCUUCUCACUCUUCAUCCAGAAGUUCUCGAGCAGCAUCGAGGAAUAAUUCACGUUCUAGAUCUAGAUCAAAUUCGAUAAGACCCAAUGACACUUCAUCUAAGUGUGACUCGCCCAAAACAAACUUUCGAUCAUCUUCCAGGUCUCCUUCGCCCCAAGCAAUUUCUAAAUCGCGAUCUCGUUCAAGAUCAUUUUCUCGAUCGCGUUCUGGUUCCCCGAAAGUGUCGAUCCAUUCACGUUCUCGAUCAGCUACUCCCAAGUCUUUCCAGUCAAGAUCUCGUUCAAGAUCUAGAUCAGGUAGUCCAAAAGAAGCCAAAGCUGAUUCAAGAUCGAGAUCAAGAUCUCCAGCUGCAUCGAAAAAGGGUUCUCGUUCACCUUCAGCAUCGCCAAAUCGAUCACCAAUCACUGCUAGACAAUCGCGAUCAAGAUCAAAGUCACGUUCCGUAAAUGGUUCCAGGCCAGGUUCUCCUGAUUUAAGAAAAAGUUCUCGUUCUAGAUCUCAUUCCAAUUCAAUAGAUAGAAAAUCUAGAUCUAGAUCAAGAUCUGCUUCCGGAUCCAGGAAAACAUCGACAUCACCGUUGCAAGAGGGACGAGCUUUAUCGCGUUCGAAAUCUAGAUCCUUAUCGGGUUCAAGGAAAGGUUCUCGUUCGAGAUCACGAUCACGAUCAGGAUCGCACAAAUCUGGAUCGAGAUGUAAAUCGCGAUCUGUGUCGGGAUCACGUAAAGGUUCCGUAUCUCCAGCACAUUCGAGAAAAAAUUCACGUUCUAGAUCUAGAUCCAGCUCGCGUUCCAGUAAAUCAAGAUCCCGUUCAGUUUCAAGAGCCUCUCGUUCGAGAUCUCGCUCGGGUUCCAGAAAAUCUGUAUCAAGAUCAAGAUCAAGAUCGCGAUCUCGUUCAAGAUCAAAGUCUGGCUCGAGAUCGCGUUCAGGUUCACGUUCAAGGUCAAGAUCAGGUUCCAGAAAAUCUGUAUCAAGAUCGCGAUCGCGGUCGAGAUCACAUUCUAGAUCACAUUCAAGAUCAAGAUCUAGAUCGGCCGUUGGAUCCAGACAUUCAUCACGUUCGAAAUCCCGAUCUAGAUCGAGAUCUAGGUCGGGUUCCGGAUCUAGAAAAUCUAGAAGUCCUAGUAGAGAUUCGGAAGGAGUAGCUAAAAAACGAAAUAGAGUAUUAUCAGAUUCUGAAGAAGAGACUGAUGAAGCUAGAAUAAAGAAACGUACGAGACACGGGUUAUCAGAUUCUGAGCAUGAAGAUGAAAACGAAAAGAAAAAAGACAAUGAUGCACACGAAGAGGGAGUGGGUGAAAAUCAGGAAAAUAAACAAUUACAUGGUGAAAUUAUUAAUGAGCAGCAGGAUAACGAAGAGUCUGAUGAUGAAAUUAUUGGUGGUGGGAUAGAUGAUACAUUGUCUGACUUCGACCGCAUGUUAGCACGAAAAAAGGAAGGGCAAUUCCGUAGACGUAAACGAAAAGACAUUGGUAUUAUUAAUGAUAACGAUGAUAUUAUAGCGCAAUUAUUAUCAGACAUGAAGGAUGCGGCUGAGGAGGAUAGAAAAUUGAAUCAACAAAAUAAACCUGCCACAAAUAAAAUUGCCAUGUUAUCAAAAGUAUUGUCGCAAUUGAAGAAACACGAUUUACAAUUGGCCUUUUUGGAACACAAUGUACUAGCGGUUCUCACUGAUUGGUUAGCGCCAAUGCCUGACCGUUCCUUACCGUCUCUCAAAAUCAGAGACAAUCUCCUGAAAUUAUUAUGGGAGUUUCCAAAAAUCGAUCAAUCUUCGUUGAAGCAAUCUGGUAUUGGGAAGGCCGUAAUGUAUCUAUAUAAGCAUCCAAAAGAAACAAAAGAGAACAAAGAGCGUGCUGGUAAAUUGAUAAAUGAAUGGGCGCGGCCUAUUUUCAAUUUAUCUGCCGAUUUUAAGGCAUUAUCAAAGGAAGAGAGAAUGCAGAGGGACCUGGAGCAAACACCUCAUAAACGAAGAAAAACCGAAGAUGGAGGAUCCUUUCAAAAAUCGCAAGAUAUUAAUAAGGCCUUAAAAGGAGAUGCUAAACCAUUAAGACCAGGAGAUCCUGGGUGGGUGGGAAGAGCUAGAGUUCCUAGACCAUCUAAUAAAGAUUAUGUUAUACGACCUGACUGGAAAUCAGACAUUGACAUUAGUAGGAGUACUAAGAAGCAAAUGAGUCGAUUCGAGAGACAUAUGAAGAACUACAUGGAUACCAAGCGUAUGAAAUCAACGAGAAGAGCAGUCAAUAUAUCUAUAGAGGGUCGUAAAAUGUCUUUAUAAUAUCUAUAAAUUUCUUAUAGUUUAUACAAGGAAAUAAAACUUGUAACAAUAUUUGUUAUUUUCUAAAUCGUGAUUGUACGGGAAAAGUUAUAUGAUCCAAUUUAGACCCAAUAUGACCAGAUUUAGAUCUUGCACAUGUCUUUCUAACUAUUAUCGUUACUUGUUUAUUUGAAGACAUAGAGAGAACGUUAGUAUAUAAUAGCUUCAUAUUUUGUAGAAAGUUAAUUGAAAUUAUGCAGUUUAAUUUUAAGUUAUGACAAAAAGAAUUUUUGAUUCCUAUCAGAUUGUAUUGAUUAAUUUUUACAAAAGGAAGAAGAGAGACGUUAUUCCCCAACAAUGCAUUGAUAAUGUGUUAAGUAAUGUAUUAUUUGCAGCUUUU
This is a messenger RNA of Camponotus floridanus (Florida carpenter ant), 3334 nucleotides long. RefSeq names its product protein IWS1 homolog. Gene Ontology annotation, biological process: poly(A)+ mRNA export from nucleus. The coding region runs from base 283 to 2955 and encodes 890 amino acids. The record is from RefSeq and is a predicted model, not a curated record. Gene Ontology annotation, cellular component: nucleus. Lineage: Eukaryota; Metazoa; Arthropoda; Insecta; Hymenoptera; Formicidae. The transcript is spliced from 7 exons.